CUUGGAACUUCUCAUCUUGGCGCUUCUCGUCGUGUCGGCCAUAGGCAGAAUGUGGCCCAGGAAGGGUACUUCUGUCUUGCGGCCGUAACUCUUGAUCGCAACGAGCACGAAUGGUACGGUGACGAGAAGGUAUAUAAAGAGGGCUUUCUAAGGCCAACAGCUUUUGCAAAGACAACAACAAUCCCCAACCUCUUAGCCUCCUAGUGAACGAUGACCAACGCCCAAAGGCACCAGCGCUUCGCGGUCGCAGGUGGUACCGGCCAGAUCGGCCUGCCCAUCUCCCAGUCCCUCGCCGCCGCAGGUUUCCAAGUCACCGUUCUCUCGCGCACUGCAAAGCCGUCGUCGGACAAGAACAUCGUCUACACGGCGGCCGACUACUCGGACGAAUCGGCGCUCGUCGAGGUGCUCAAGGGCCAUGAUGUCGUCAUUGAUGCCCUGGCCUUCACUGCCAUCCUCGCAGACCAGGACCUGCCGAAGCGUCUGGCACGAGCGACUAAGAAGGCCGGCGUGAAGUUGUUCGUGCCCAACGACUGGUCAUUUGACAUGGAGCGCGUUGCAGAGCGAAACGACAUCGCCGUACACCCGAUCGCAAAUGCCGAGCUCGACUACCACAAGUACCUGCAGAACGAGCUCAAGUUGCCCUUCCUCGGCAUCUGGACGGGCAUCUUUACCGCCUAUGUGCCCAUGCUGCUUAGCAUUGACUUUGACACGCACACGGCGAGCUUUGUCGGAAAGGGCGACACGCCCUUCAUCUCGACGGGCUAUGGCGACAUUGGCCGCUUCGUCGCGGCCGCCUUUACCAAUCUCGCGCCGUCGCAGCUCGAGAACCGCACGUUGCGCGUCGUGAGCCAGCUCAAGAGCCCCAACGAGAUCCUCAAGGAGUUGGCAGGUAAGCUCGGCAGCGGCGAGUUCAAGCAAGACAACAUGUCCAUCGAGGAGGCAAAGGAGAAGGCCAGCAAUGUCGAUUUCAGCAACAUGUUUGAGAGCAUGCUACCGUGGCUGAAGCUCGUCGCCGAGACUGGCAAUGGUGGCGGCGAGAACAACGACAAUGCGCUCGUCCACUUUGAGCCAAAGGAAAGCAUCGUCGACACCAUCCUGGCCGACCGCCGCGCCGCGUCAGACAAGCAGUAGAUCUAGAAGCGUGUUCUUGUGAUUGCGACCCCAUCUGCUAUGAGAUGUGCCCUGCGUCGUGCUUUCUGUGCAGAAUUUUCUCCGAUUUGCUUGGAAGAUCAUAGCUGUUAGCACCUCUUUUCCAGAAUAGUGUCAACGCAAGAGUCUAGAAGGG
Acaromyces ingoldii is the source of this 1285-nucleotide messenger RNA. Its product is annotated as NAD(P)-binding protein. The transcript is spliced from 2 exons. NCBI's taxonomy places the organism in Eukaryota, Fungi, Basidiomycota, Exobasidiomycetes, Exobasidiales, Cryptobasidiaceae. Bases 211 to 1131 code for a protein of 306 amino acids. The record is from RefSeq and is a predicted model, not a curated record.